GCAGGAAUGCAGGUCUUAGUGUAGCAGCAAGCAGCAACAGGUCGGCCUCCUGAACGGGAGUCAGAGGAGAGGACUCUGCAGAGGCUGAGAUCAGGACGGAGCGAGGACCUCCGAGGUGUCCUCAUUCUGGGCAGGUCAUGGAGGCGCUGCCGGACACCUGGAGGAAGGAUCUUUAUGUGUCUCAGGGAGCCGUGGACAGCUCAGUGGACAUGGACCGCCUGAACAGGAACAUGCCCGAGUGUGGACUGCAGACCCACCAGGUGUUAAAGAGCACUGCGCUGGACCUGAUCGAGAGCGGGAAAGGACUGAAGUUCCAGGCAGAGCGCCCCCACCUGGUCAGUCUGGGUAGUGGACGCCUCAGCACCGCCAUCACCCUGCUGCCCCUCCCCGAGGGACGGACCACACUGGGUCACGGCAACAUGGACAUCAGCAUCCAGGGCCCCGGAGUGGAGGCCCAGCACUGCUACAUCGACAACAGGUCAAAGGUCAUCACGCUGCACCCCUGUGGGAACCUCUGCAGCGUGGACGGGCUGCAGGUCUCACAGCCGGUCCGCCUGUCUCAAGGCUGCAUGCUGUGUUUUGGCCAGUCGGCCUUCUUCCGCUUCAACCACCCCGAGGAAGCCUGCAGGAUGAAGAGCAUGUUGCCCCACGGCGGAGGCGUCUCCACCGGGGACUACCGACUGCGUCCAGACACGGAGAGCUUCGUCAAUGGGAACCACCGGGCCGGUCCGGCCCCGCCCCCCCCGGCUCCCGGAGCCAGAGCCCAGUCGGAGCACAGCGCCAUCGUCAGCUCCAUCGAGAGAGACCUCCAGGACAUCAUGGACUCGCUAGCGAUGGACGACCCCCAGCCGUCGAAGCCCCCCCCGCGCUCCUCCCUCUUGUCGCCCGUGCUCAACGGCGGGGGGCGGUACCUGCUGUCCCCGCCCGCCAGCCCCGGGGCCAUGUCCGUGGGGUCCAGCUAUGAGAACGCAUCCCCGCCCUUCUCGCCGCUGUCCUCACCUUCGGGGGCCAGCAGCGGGGGGUUCACCAGCCCGUCCCCCGGCGGCCCCCAGGAGCAGAGCUUGUCUCAGCCGCCGGUGCCCUUGCGCUCCUCCAGCUACAACUUCACCGCGCAGCCGCCGCCCAUGCCCCAUCCGCGGAGCGCCCUGAAGGUCCAAGAGAGCCCCAGGCUGCAGAGGAGGGUCAUGAAAGAGGCCCCUCAGAGCCCCAAGCCGGGCCGCAGGGGCCUCGGCCAAGAGGGGCCCGAGAGCCCCCGGCUUCUGUCCUCCAGCGAGUCGCUGAGCGGCAGAACCGCCGCGCUGAGCAGCCCCCGCCCCGCCAUCAAGUUCCCCGCCUGCCCGUCCCCCCCCGGUCACAGGACCAAGACCGCCACGGUGCUCCAGGAGAGGCCAGCCAGCCCCUUCAGAGACUGGACCGGCCCGGCCGACUGCCCCCCCGGGCAGCUCUCCCACCCCUCCAGAGCCUUCCAGCCCCCCCUGGACCCCAUCGUCCACAUCAUCCAGGGAUCUCCGCUCCAGCAGCAGCAGCCCCCCCGCCUGCUGCAACCCCCCGAGAGCCCCCGCACGCCCCGCAAAAACACGGAGCUCAACGGCGGCGGCAUGAGGGAGCUGCCCCCCCUCAGCCCCUCCAUGGCCCGCAGGGGGGUCCCGGGAGCGCUGCCCACCCUGAGGACUCCAGACAGUCCCUCCAGUUUGGGCAAGUUCCUGAUCCCAGAGAGUCCCAGGCUCCGGCGCAGGGCCGGCUCCGCCUCUGAGGAGCCGGCGGGGGGCCGGGGGGUCCUCGCGCGCAGCCCGUCGCCGACGAUGGAGGUCGGCGGGGGGGGCGGAGCCCGCAAGGCCAGCUUGGGGAAUUCCCUGUCGCCCGCCUACAGCCUGGGCUCACUGCCCGGCUCCUCGCCCGCGGCGAGCCCCCGGAGCCGCAGGAAGGCGUCCGGUGGGAGGCCGCACCCCCCCAUGAGGGAGAGAAAGAACAGCAUCUCGGAGAUCAGCGACAACGAGGACGAGCUGCUGGAGUACCACCGGCGGCAGAGGGAGGAGCGGCUCCGGGAGCAGGAGAUGGAGAGGCUGGAGAGACAGCGUUUGGAGACGAUCCUCCACCUGUGUGCCGAGUACAACAAGGGAGAGACCUCCUGCGACCCUCUGCCCUCCGGUAGCACCGGUUUCCCCGGCGGGCCGUCCAACGACAACGCCAUAGGAGGCCCCGCCUCCUCCGCGGCGGGGGGGCUGCACCUCCUGCAGAGGCAGCGGGAGAGCGACGAGGAGAACCUGAAGGAGGAGUGCAGCAGUACGGAGAGCACCCAUCAGGAGGUGAGGACGUCGGCGCUGCACGCCAAAGACGGACAGCACGAGGACUCCUCCGGUCUGGAGCUGAGCUACCUGGAGGAGGAGCGCGUUCGGGUCCUCGCUCGGAUCGACGAACUCAAGAGCCGACUGACGGAGCUGGAGCAGCAACUCCAGGAGGCCAAGCAAGAGGCGGAGAUGGAGCGUGCCUUGCUCCAGGGCGAGAGGCAGGCGGAGCUCGACCAGAUCGAGGCCGAAACCGACAUCAUCACCCAGCUGCAGCGCAAGCUGGACGAGCUGGAGAGCGCCAUCCAGAGGGAGAAGGAGAAGGAGAGGGCUAAUGUUGAGGCCGAGCGUCGGGCCCUACGGGGCCUCCAGGAGGUCUACGCUGAGUUGGAGAACCAGCUGCAUAACUGUCCUGAGUCCCUGCGGGAACAGUUGCAGGAGCAGCUCAAAAGGGACGGAGACGCGUUGGAAACGGGAACCAAGAAGUUUGAGGACCUGGAGUUCCAGCAGCUGGAGAGAGAGAGCAGCCUGGAGGAGGAGAGAGAGACCAUCAGCCAGCAGCUGCUGCAGGAGAGAGCCGAGUACCACGGCAGCGUGUCCCGCAGGAAGGAGAAGGUGUCGGCUCUGGAGAACCAGGCCGGCCAGCUGGGCCUGCAGGCCACCCAGGAGUACGAGCGGCUGGCCGGCGACCGCGGCCUCGCGCUGCAGAUGCUGCACAAGGAGAAGGAGCGGCUCUCGGCCCUGGAGAAGAGGUACCACGGCCUGACGGGGGGGAGGAGCUUCCCCAAGUCCUCCACUGCCAUGAGAGAGGAGUAUGUGACAGUGGGAGAGUUGAGUCCGAUGUACGGGAUGCCGAAGGUGGAGUCGUCCCCAACGUCCCCGCUACGCCAGCCCCUGCAGUCCGGAGUGGGAGACCCUGUCUUCUCCCACCUCCCCUCCCCCCACGGCUCCUCCCUCUCUCUGUUGAUGGAGUACCCGUCUGAGGGCAGUAGGCCCCCCCUCCCCAAGCUAGACUUAGAGCAGUGGUACCAGGAGCUGAUGUCCGGCUCCGGUCCGCUCGGACCCCCCUCCCUGCCGGCCACGGCGCUGUCGGGUCGCAGACCCGCGCUGCAGGUGUUCCGCUCCAAGCUGGACAGCGAGCCGUCCCCCCCCCUCCACGGGCCCCGGUCUGGCUCUGCGUCGCCUCUUCAGCACGGAGCAGCGACGCUGGGACGCACCUGCAGCCCAAAGAGCCCCCUGCUGGCGGCCAACAGCACCGGCAGUCUGCCCAGGAACCUGGCGGCCACCCUGCAGGACAUCGAGGCCAAGAGACAGAUCGCUCUGCAGCAGAAGGGGCACCAGGUGAUCGAGGAGCAGCGGCGCCGUCUGGCCGAGCUCAAGCAGCGAGCGGCGGUGGAGGCCCAGUGUCAGUGGGAGGCGCUCCGAGGCUCCCAGUCCCAACUGGUGGCGUCGUCCACCUCGCCGCCCUCCUACUCCCCCGGCGCCGCCUACGGCUUCGGCCCCCCACCCCUGGUCCACCACUCCAUCCUGCACCACCAGCCGCCGGCGGCUGGCGAGCAGCCGUACGACACGCUGAGCCUGGAGAGCUCGGACAGCAUGGACACCAGCGUGUCCACGGGGAACAACUCGGCCUGCUCGCCCGACUACAUGUCCAGUGUUGGAGGAGCGGACGCCGCAAAGAUCGAGGAGAUGGAGAAGAUGCUGCGGGAGGCGCAGAUGGAGAAGGCCCGACUCAUUGAAUCGCGGGAGCGAGAGACGGUGGCUCGCCGCCACAUGCUGGAGGAGGAGCGCCGGAGGAGGGAGGACGCGGAGAAGAGGCUGCAGGAGGAGACCUUCCAUCGUCAGCAGCUAGUGGAUAAAGAGGUGAAGAUGAGAGCCAAGAACUUCUCCCAGGCCCGUCCCAUGACGCGCUACCUGCCCAUCAGGAAGGAGGAGUUCGACCUGCGCUCUCACGUGGAGUCGUCCGGUCACAGCGUGGAGACCUGCUACCACGUCCUCCUCAACGAGAAGGUGUGUCGGGGCUACCUGGUGAAGAUGGGGGGCAAGAUCAAGUCCUGGAAGAAGCGCUGGUUCGUGUUCGACCGCCUCAAGAGGACCUUCUCCUACUACGUCGACAAACACGAGUCCAAGCUGAAGGGGGUGAUCUACUUCCAGGCAAUAGAGGAGGUCUACUACGACCACCUCCGCAGCGCCACCAAGAGGGGAUUUUUCAACCUGAACGUGAGCAGUAGCCCGAACCCCUCCCUGACCUUCUGCGUGAAGACCCACGACCGGCUCUACUACAUGGUGGCGCCCGCCGCCGACGCCAUGCGCAUCUGGAUGGACGUGAUCGUGACCGGAGCCGAGGGGUACACGCAGUUCAUGAACUGACCCCCCCUCCCCUCCCCAUGGGGGGGCACACAGCGCCUUUAUUUUGUUACGGUUACUUUUCAAAUCUCACACUUUGAUGUUUUUGUCUCCACAUUUUCUAUGUGAUUGGAUUGAAAAAGGGAGACAACACACAUCUGUAUAUAAACCAAAAUGUAUAACUGUCAAAGACUUUUAAAAAGCUUUUCUAUAUUUGCCAAAUGGAGAUCCUUUAGUCACCGUUUGUUCAACCUUUUUAUAUUGUUUCCUUUUUUUUUUUUUACUUGGAGAAAAUUGCCAAAUGACAUGAUGCCAAUGUUUAGUUUUGACUGUUAAGUUCAGACAGUUCCAAUCAAGUUGUACGAUUGAGAAAUAUAUUUGAAAUGGACUUUUAAAAUGUGUGAGAAGAGGAACAAUAGAAACCGACUGAGGUCCACGUCGCCUCCCUGCUGCUCUCUGACCUGCAGGACUCUCCUGCGUCGUGUUGCGUUCACGCCGGUUCACCAAAGCGCCACCGCGGCCACAUCGCCGGCUUGUUGUGCUCAGUUUUCACUGUUACGUGAAAAGACUCAUUUUAUGAAUGAAUAAAUCCGCGUGACCCGACAUCGUACUAAAUAGCGCAAAGGAGACGGUUAGCUUAGCAUAAAGACUGGAAUAUAAAGCUCUGUAAUAAAAAUGUCAUUUGUUUGAACUAAUAAUGACGAGUUGUGAUUUAGUUGGCGGUUUUGUGUUGAGGUGAUGUGUCUCCCUUUAUGCUAAGCUAACAGUGUCCUCGCUAUAGCUGCUUUUGCGCCAAGAGUUGAAUAUAGCAGCAAUACCACUCUUAUUUAAUGCUAAAUAUUAAGCUAGAGCCUUUGGACAGCUAGUUUAGACUUCAUUUAGGGACGUAGCUUUGUCUUCUAGCUAAAGCCGCUGCUUUUCCCUCCUAGUAAACCGUAGACAUGGUAUUGACCUUGAAUCCUUCUAGCAUAACGUUAGCACUAGGCUAACCAAAUAUCAGGACGGUGUUGCUUUGGGGAUUACGCGGUUUGAUUGCUAGCACUAUUGAAUUAUAUUUAGUUUUUCAACAGUACGCAACUUUAUCGCGGAUCAGUCGGGCAGACGUGACGUUGGCGCUCUGUCAGUCGCGGACUAGAAACGUCUGUAAGAGUCGCAGCUCCGGUCGUAUUGACCGAAGCGGUUUCCAUCAACAAGACUCUUCCAGGUACGAGCGAGCGCUCCGCCUCGCUGUCCCCACGGAAACGGUUAAAAACGUUGAUUCCAAAAAACACAUGAAAAUGGAAGUUAAUGGUAACAAUUGUUUUUCUCUUUAGGAAGUGACCCUUGUUUCCUUUAGGUUCGUGCUAAGCUAGGGGCUAAGCUAGGGUUGGCAAGCAAAACAUUACCUGCCAAUAAAACUAGCGGGUUCUCCGGGUCCGCCGGCGCCCACGUUCAGACCGCCGAGUACCAACAGGACAUUAAAGCCAAGUCGACUUCACAGCGUCAGGCCGCUAACCACCAGAUGGCAAACGGGCUGAACUGGUCAGCCAGCGCAGGACGGCUACAACACGCUAAUCCACAAAGUAACCACAUUUACCAAUUGAAGGAUGCCGAAAUAACGACACGAUACAGAUUUACAAAUAGUCUGAUUGCUCGUCUUUCUGAUAAAGGUGAAGCACAGACGGCCCAUGUUUACUGAAUGGAGCGUAAAUAGGUCAAUGCUAGGCUACGCUAAUGUAGCAACUCAAGAAAAAAGACUGAGGGCAACAACAAAAAAAUAAUCACAUUUCUCAAAGUCUUAAUUUUAGAUGUCAAAAUAAAUAUGAUGCCAAUUACUCUUUGGAAGUUUGGUACAAUAUACACGUACAUAAAUGUGGUCGUUCGCCUUAUUACUUCGAUGUAUGUUUUCUGAAUUGUGACUCCCGACUGCGCCGGUGAACUGACAGUAUUGAUCGGUCGUUGUUUUAUCAGAAGCGGAGGACGACACUAAUAUUCUGAGCAUGUGGAAGUGUUGGUACAGUAAUUAUUAUUUAUGGUUGUGGUGCCUGAGAUAGUGACAUGUUUACUUCUUUAAAAAAAAGUUAAAAAACAACGUUAAUAUAUUCUGCCCCCCAAAACCAAACUAUUGAACACUGGCAAGGCUGUUAAAUCGUUACCGUGGUGAUCUGUGUCGAAGAAAAGGGAACUUAAAUGUACUGAAAAAGAGGCUGCCUGGAUGAAAAAAAGAAUCACUGUGCUAUUGAAAUGAAACAGUAUUGUAUUAAAAGAGAAACAAAUCAUACUUAUUUUUGUCAUUGUGUGUCACGGUACAUUUCAAAUGGUAUGGUAGUGAUGCAUCAAUCUACCUUUGUUUUUUUUAAAGUGGUACAACACACGACUUGUUUUAUUCCUAGAAGGUAGAUCCUGUCACACAAUACUGGACCAGACUGUGUGUGCGGUUCCCCGUAUGAAUAACGUGGACUUUGUCAAAUCUAUUAAAGAGAAACAAAACA
This is a messenger RNA of Gasterosteus aculeatus aculeatus (three-spined stickleback), 7102 nucleotides long. RefSeq names its product pleckstrin homology-like domain family B member 1. Gene Ontology annotation, biological process: regulation of microtubule cytoskeleton organization. Gene Ontology annotation, cellular component: basal cortex. The record is from RefSeq and is a predicted model, not a curated record. NCBI's taxonomy places the organism in Eukaryota, Metazoa, Chordata, Actinopteri, Perciformes, Gasterosteidae. Gene Ontology annotation, molecular function: protein binding.